CAAAUUGAGAUUCUCCUCCUUCACUUCCUCAUUCACCUAUAUUAUUUUAUUUAUGUAUCAUAUACUAUACAUUUCUUUAUUUCAGUUUCUUCUAUUGAUUCAAAACCAUACUUGUGGGGGCAAAGAAAGAGUAUUUUAUUUUUUUUGUUUCUUUCUUUUUUUAGUAACUCGGUCUAGACUGUUCAAAUGGAAGUGGCAUACACUUUCUCUUUCAUUUUCUUGGUGGGUUUUCUUUUCUUUCAAGCAACUUCAAUUCUCAUUGAAGAUAAGCAAGCUUUGAUUGAUUUUGUGAACAGCCUCCCUCACUUGCGUUCACUCAACUGGAAUGAGUUCUCAUCCCCUGUGUGCGGCCACUGGACUGGCAUUACUUGCAGUGAAGAUGGGUCUCGAGUUAUAGCCGUCCGAUUGCCCGGAAUCGGAUUUCGCGGUCCGAUUCCACCCAACACUCUCAGCCGCCUCUCUUCUCUGCAGAUCUUGAGCCUCAGAUCCAAUGCUAUCACUGGUCCUUUUCCUCCUGAUUUUUACAGCCUCACCAACUUAUCAUUUCUCUACCUUCAGUUCAACAAGUUUUCGGGUCCAUUGCCUUUGAAUUUCUCUGCUUGGAACAAUCUAACUAUUGUUAAUUUAUCAAACAAUGAAUUCAAUGGUAGUAUACCCAAUUCUAUAUCGAAUCUAACCCAUCUCACAGCUCUGAAUCUUGCUAACAACUCCAUUUGGGGUGAAAUUCCUGAUCUCUAUUUGCCAAAUUUGAAGCAAAUCAACUUAUCCAAUAACAAACUCACUGGCAUUGUUCCCAAAUCACUUGAAAAAUUUCCGGGUUCAGCGUUCAUCGGUAACAAUAUUUCGUUCGUUGAUUCUCCGGUUGUUUCAUCUUCUCAUCAACCCAACUCGAAAUCCAAAAAUGUUGGGAAACUAAGUGAAGCAGCAUUACUAGGGAUUAUAGUUGCUGCUUGUGUUCUUGGGUUAAUUGGGUUUGUUUUCUUGUUGCUUGUUUGGUGGUUAAGAAAAAGAAGUGAAGAUGUGUUUUCAGGGAAAUUGAAGAAAGGAGAAUUGUCCCCUGAGAAGGCGAUUUCACGGAGUCAAGAUGCGAAUAACAGAUUAUUUUUCUUUGAGGGUUGUAACUAUGCAUUUGAUUUGGAAGAUUUACUCAGGGCUUCUGCUGAGGUUUUGGGAAAGGGAACAUUUGGGAUUGCUUAUAAGGCGGUUCUUGAGGAUGCGAACACGGUGGUGGUGAAGAGGUUGAAGGAGGUGAGUGUUGGGAAGAGGGAAUUUGAGCAGCAAAUGGAGGUUGUUGGGAGUGUCAAGCAUUCGAAUGUGAUUGAGCUAAGGGCGUAUUACUAUUCGAAAGAUGAGAAGCUAUUGGUGUAUGAUUUUUAUAGUCGAGGGAGUGUUACUGCAAUGUUACAUGGCAAUAGAGGGGAUGAUAGAAUCCCAUUAGAUUGGGAAACCAGAUUGAGAAUAGCUAUUGGAGCAGCCAGAGGCAUUGCUCGGAUCCAUGUCGGGAAGCUUGUUCACGGCAACAUAAAGUCCUCAAAUAUCUUCCUCAACUCCCAACAUUACGGUUGCGUGUCAGAUCUCGGGCUGUCAACAAUAAUGCGACCACUAGCACCACCUAUUGCCCGUGCUUCUGGUUAUCGAGCCCCAGAAGUAACAGACACUCGGAAAUCAUCACAACCGUCUGAUGUCUACAGUUUCGGUGUCCUGUUACUGGAACUCCUCACUGGCAAGUCCCCUAUCCACACGACAGCCACUGAUGAGGUCAUCCACUUGGUUCGGUGGGUCCACUCAGUAGUCCGAGAAGAAUGGACUGCUGAAGUGUUUGAUACUGAGCUAUUGAGGUAUCCAAAUAUAGAGGAAGAGAUGGUUGAGAUGUUACAAAUAGCAUUGGCAUGUGUAGUGAGGAUGCCAGAUCAGAGGCCAAAAAUGGUGGAUGUAGCGAGAAUGAUUGAACGUGUCCGGCAUACUGAUUAUGAGAAUCGACCAUCUUCUGAAGCCAAAUCUGAAAAUUCAACACCGACAUAACUUGUUUCGGGGUUGGAAUCCUCAACCCCACGAUGAGCGAAUCCUUGUGUGUUUGUGUUUGUUUCUAUCGUCUCAAUAGGUGUCGAAAUGUUGGUUGUUUCUUUCACAAUCUUGGUGAACAUAAGCAUAAUUAUGAUGUUUUAGAAACAUGGGAAUUUAACAGAUGGUGGUGGUGUUGUGUGACUCUUUAUAAUUAUGGUAAAUAUUGUGGUUCAUUGGCUUGUUUGAACAGAUUGUAGGACACCAUCAUGAAUGGUGAUUUAAGUAGUUGCAAGAGAUAUUCUUAGUCCAA
Messenger RNA from Camellia sinensis, 2314 nucleotides. Its product is annotated as putative inactive receptor kinase At4g23740. Gene Ontology annotation, biological process: protein phosphorylation. Gene Ontology annotation, molecular function: protein binding; protein kinase activity; ATP binding. Lineage: Eukaryota; Viridiplantae; Streptophyta; Magnoliopsida; Ericales; Theaceae. The record is from RefSeq and is a predicted model, not a curated record.